AUGGAUAGUUCCCCAGACGUCAAUCGACUUGUAGAUUCCAAUGCAGUCCCGACAGAAGCCCAAAUAGCGCGUAUUCGUGAGCUUUUGGACGCCACGGAAGACAACAUUGAAGAGCUCCAGGCGCAAUUGAACCACCAGUCCGAAAUCAAGCAGCUCUGCCAGCUCAUCUUAUCCCCUAUGCGACGGAUCCCCGACGAUAUUCUGCAAGAAAUAUUUCUGUUCACUGUGCCGACAGAUUUGAACCAGUGCCAUGAUAUCCGGGGUUUGCUGCGACUUACCGCAGUCUGCUCGCGCUGGCGGGACAUUGCCUUAUCCACAGCGCGCCUUUGGAAUAGGAUUUGCGUCAUGGGCCCCCGUCGGCGAAGUCGCCUCCGCAAGCCAGUUUGGUUUUCGGACCCAAAUCUUAGGCGGAAGUACCUGGGGUGGACCAAAGCGUGGAUUACUCGCUCUCGAAAGGCCCCAUUGUACCUCUACCUCGAUCUGGGGUCGUUUGACGAGGAUCUCACGGUGUGGAAAGACGUUCGCAGCGCGCUCAAGACGUUUUUCAAACCCAUUGCCCCACGACUACACCACCUUACGCUUCUUUCAAGCUCCCUGGAACAUAUCUUACCUCACUCGCCCUUCACUGACAAGACGUUCCGUCAACUGCACUCGGUCAUCAUAGAGGCGCACGACGAAAUCGAUCCCAACGCACCAACGAGAACCAAGGCGGUGACCCUCUUCCCCGCAUGCUCCCAGUUACACACAGUCGAUGUUUCCAACACAGGACUCAGCGUAGAGCGCCUUAGCUUUCCUGUCGAGAAUCUAGCACAUUUUGCGAUGGACUGCUUGGAUCCAGAUGGUGUACCCAAAGUCAUGAAACGGUGGAACAAGCUCCGUACCCUCUCGCUUUCAGAGUGCGGCUUCUCCUCCUUCUUUCCCGAAGAGCCAUCGCAGGAAAGCUCUUCGGACAACGAGCGAAUCAUCAUGCCCAACCUCGAAUCCCUCUCGAUAUCAUUCGACGAAUUCUCCAUGGACAUCCUCGUCUACCACACUCUGGAAGCCUUCGACUACCCCAAACUCACAGCCCUCCGCCUCGAAAUACCUACCUGGUUUGGCCCACGAAUUCCCGAAUGGUCGGCCAGGAAAGAAAUCACUUCUCUGUUCUCCAAGCUUCACGAACUCGACUUGGACAAAUUCCCCGUCGACACCGUCGAGCACGCGAAAAUGCUUUUCGAGGGUUGCCCUCAAUUACGCAAACUCAACAUGGUCGCCGCAGGGGACCUUGACUUUGACGAGGUUAUGGAGUUGCUCAUGGGAACCAAGUACCUCCCGCACCUGGAGGAAUUGGAGUUACAGACAGAUUCGGAGGUGAUUUGGCGUGCCGACAUUCAUCGACUCGUCUGUGCUCGAGUCAAGCCAGCAACGUCCCCACCAGAACCUCAGCUUCGCCGAGUCAGGAUAUAUUAUUAUGGCGUCGUUCAAGCAUACCCCACCGACCAUACAAAUUAUCCCGUGCCACCGUCUGUCGACAUAAGCUUCAAAGUCACGCUCCCCGAUAGAUACGCAUGGAGGAAGACGUCUUGGAAUGGUUGGAGGAGUACGGUUGGUCCUCGACCGGAAGGGAUGGAUGUUGGUGACAAUGCUAUGUACUCUGAUGGGGUCUACAUGGUACGGCUGGGGCCAGAUUUGUAG
Coprinopsis cinerea okayama7#130 is the source of this 1674-nucleotide messenger RNA. RefSeq lists its product as hypothetical. The transcript has a single exon. The record is from RefSeq and is a predicted model, not a curated record. Gene Ontology annotation, molecular function: protein binding. The coding region runs from base 1 to 1674 and encodes 557 amino acids. NCBI's taxonomy places the organism in Eukaryota, Fungi, Basidiomycota, Agaricomycetes, Agaricales, Psathyrellaceae.